Molecule: messenger RNA, 1419 nt
Organism: Caenorhabditis remanei
Lineage: Eukaryota; Metazoa; Nematoda; Chromadorea; Rhabditida; Rhabditidae
Exons: 6
Coding region: 1-1419 (472 amino acids)
Cellular component (GO): cytoplasm
Molecular function (GO): ribosome binding; GTP binding
Source: RefSeq, a predicted model, not a curated record
AUGAUUUUCCGUCGGAUAUCAUCACAAUGCAGCUUUAUUGCGAUCCGCAGUUUAAGUAUGGGUAGAGCGGACGUGGCGACUACCUCAUCGAAAUUCGCCAACGGUCAAUGGUCUGUUCUCGUCGUCCAUCCGAAAGUUCGAUGGGGAUCCGGAUCGGCGUCAGUUCUGAAACAGGCGGAUCGACAGUUGGAAGAGGCGGUUGCACUCGUGAAUAACCUUCCAAAUAUGAUCGCUGUGGACAGCCUAAUCAUGCCAGUCGACUACAAUACGAAGCGAAAAUCAAUCUGGGCGGCUGGAAACCUCGAGAAACUGGUCGCCCGUCGAGAGACCGCCCGUGCGACCGCCCUAAUGGUCAACGUCGAUGUGUUAAGCCCCGCCCAACAGCAGGAAUUAUUUGGAAUAUUCGAAGUGCCGAUAUUCGAUCGAUACAACAUCGUUCUGUCGACAUUCAAAGAGUUCGCACGAACAGAUGAAGCACGUCUUCAGAUUUCUUUGGCUGAAAUUCCGUAUAUCAAGCAUAGAAUUCAUGCGUUGGCAUCGAAACGACUCAAUUCAAGACCCGAAAUUCUGCAUGUCGAACAGCAAUACGCAGAGAUUGAGGGAGGCGAUUUGAAUGAAAUUUUGAGGAAGAGAGAGCAGGAUUUGAGACGAGACCUAAAAGAAGCGACGCGCCGAGCCACCGAGCAACAAUCCGGUGUCUCCAAACACUCUUCGGACGCCGCCGUCAUCGCAGUCGUUGGAUACACGAAUGCGGGGAAAACGAGUCUCGUGAAACGACUGACUGGAGCUGAAUCUCUGAAACCAAAGGAUCAACUAUUCGCCACGUUGGACACGACUCGACACGUGGCAAAACUACCGUCCGGAAGAUCGGCGGUCUUCACGGAUACCAUUGGAUUUCUGAGUGAUCUACCGAUUCAUUUGAUCGCCGCAUUUGAGGCCACGUUGGCACACGUCAAAUCGGCGGACGUGAUAAUCCAUCUGCGAGAUGUCUCAAAUCCCGAUUGGAAAGCACAAGAAGAGGACGUCGUCGCCACGUUGAAAUCGAUCGGAGUGGCGAGAGAAGUGAUGGCGGAGAGAAUGAUUACUGUCGAUAAUAAGAUUGACAAAGACACCUCCGUCGACUCUCCAGAAUCCUCUCCAUCUGAAUCCAGUUCCAUCAGAAUUUCGUGUAAAACAGGCGACGGAAUGGCGGAAUUGAUCGACGUGAUCAAUGAGAAAGUGUCGAUUGCAACGAAAUGCAAGACGAUUCGUCUCCGUUUGGACGUCCGUUCUCCAGUCAUCGAAUGGUUGUAUCAUAAUGAAUUUGUCGUCGUUGAACCGAUUCCAGAUGGAAAUAUGUUGAUAUUCGAUGUGGUGAUGAACGAGUCGGAAAUUGGACGAUUCCGCAAGAAAUUUGCACAUUUGAAGAGGAAAAAUUAG